Trypanosoma brucei brucei TREU927 is the source of this 471-nucleotide messenger RNA. RefSeq lists its product as hypothetical. The transcript has a single exon. The coding region runs from base 1 to 471 and encodes 156 amino acids. Lineage: Eukaryota; Euglenozoa; Kinetoplastea; Trypanosomatida; Trypanosomatidae. The record is from RefSeq and is a predicted model, not a curated record.
AUGACAGAUGGCCACGCAACGGACUUCACCGCGGGGACUUGGCUCGACCAAACAGUUACCAAUACUUGGGCGUGGACCGUUGAGUGCAAUGACACGAUAACCACACACCCCCGGCACAACAAAGGUGGAACCAUGGAUUCGCCUUCGGAACCUCAAGAAGAUAGACAACCCGCAGCGUCACAUUUCAUAGAAUUCACGUUCAGCUGCGGCUCCUGCGCCAAAAAGAAACUGCACGUCCUUUCCUCCUUCCUUAACAGCCUCCCCCACCCGUCAGUCAGAAGUUAUUGCUCGCAUCUUACUACAGGUGCAUACGGAAAACAAGCGCCACAUUCCCCUACCCACAGCAAAGAGUUGGCGCUCGACCUACCAUUCAUACCCACAUUCUUGUUUUCCCCCUUAUCUCCCCACAUGGUUUCAACUCCCGUCAGCGGUUCACAAGUACCAGUAUGCUUCCAUAAGGCGAAUAUCUGA